GGGGCACGACGUGGAGGACUUUCGAAAAAACGUCCCAACAGUGAAAUAAAGUAUGGUGACAGGCGUCUAACAUGACCUGAUGAAGCAGGCACAGUACUUUUGGUAAAUGCUGGAUGAACUUGCAGAGACCGAUGAAGAUGCAUACAGGAAGUUCAUGGCCACAAACCUCCAACGAGGACAGCAAGAAUUGACACCAGCCAAGCCAUGGAUGUCUGCCAAGACCCGUAUCAUGGAAGAAUUGACUCGUCUAGUCCCAGACAAUACGAGUUACGUCUGCCACUACCAGAUAAUACAAGAAGACGAUUCCACAGCCAAAGUCAACAGACAAACAUCAUCACUCACUGUUGCCAUGCCAACCAGGAUGGAUUAUGCCGGGUUGAACUACCGAAUUAAGCUGUCUGUAACUAAACUGUGCCCACGUACAUCACCAGCGCUAAAUGGCAGAACCACCUGCUAAGAGAGCCCGAAGACGAAAUGAGACACAAACUAACCCUGGUCCAAGCACAGCACCAGCCAGUCAGGCAGCUGCAACCCAACAACUACCUGCUGAUGGAGCGAGAUAUGAUCCACAAACGACUCAGUCCGGCAGCAGACAGCCUUCCCAGCAGGAACCAACACAACAACCACUGCCACAACUACAGCCAAGACCGGGUGAGACACAAACUAACCCUGGUCCAAGCACAGCACCAGCCAGUCAGGCAGCUGCAACCCACCAACUACCGGCUGAUGGAGUGAGGGAUGAUCAACAAACGACUCAGUCUGGCAGCAGUCAGCCUUCCCAGCAGGAACCAACACAACAACCACUGCCACAACUACAGCCAAGACCGGAAAGAAAAUUGGAUGUUGAGCCUCCCCACGCUUCAGAUAAUGUCAUGAGGGCCCUGGAGCGCGCAGGGAAACGCAAGAAGCGUAAAGCAGAGGCGACGGUGCUGAAAGAUCAGGGGAACCAAGCAUUUCAUAAGGGCAAUUACACAAUAGCUGUUCAGCUCUACACGCAGGGCCUGGAAUGUCUGAAAGACUUUGUGGUGUUGUACACCAACAGAGCACAGGCUUACAACGAAUUGGAAAAGUUUUCAGAGGCAAUGGAGGACUGCCGGACUGCCUUGCAGUUGGAACCAAACAACGUCAAGGCAUUAGCGCACCUUGGCAAGGCCCAGCAGGGACUGAAGGAUUACGAGGCGGCUGUUACGACUUACCAAGAAAUCCUCAAGAUUGACGAGAAAUACGAGAAAAUGGUGGCAGAUUACCCACGAAUAAGUGGAGCCAGCAUAGGAAACACCGGCACGAUCAGCGGUAGCCAGAGCCCUGUCAUUGUUGGUCCAAGUGCAGUUAUUAUCACUUACAACAAGCUGUCGGAGGAACGCGAAAUCACCGGAUUCCAGGGGCCGGGUACAGCAGAUAACCUGCAGAAGGAACUAGAUUUCGAAAACAAAUUCCGUGAUUGGUUGAAGCAGAUUGGAGAAGGCAAUGUUCUUGCGAUGGAAUACCUGCUGAGAUUUUAUUGCAGUAGAUCCAUGCAGGCUGCUGGUCUCACUCUGGAUCACAUACGAGAGAUGCAAGGUGACGAGGAGGAACUGCAGAGAUUUGCUCGGUUACUGUUGUGGGAGUCCAGUUCAGAAGAGUUGGCUACCAAACUAGUCAGACCAACUAGGGUAAACUGCAAGAAUAACGAAGACCUGAAAUCACUGAGCUACUACUUACAGCAUGUCACUCCGCCACUUGAAGGUACACAUUUUUACUUGGAUGUAAGAAAGCAGGAGCUUACCCUUCUCAGGGGAAUUCUUCUGAGUGACAGCAUGGAGUCAGCUGGGCUGAUAUAUGUUGACUACCACUUGUCUGAGCAGGAGGAGGAGGGGCUUAGCCUCCUUGAGGAAACACUUGGUGUGGUGGAUGAACAGGACCGUGCUCAAUUAGGCAUUGUGGUUAAGACAAAGUCAUGGUUUGAUGUGGGGCGUGUAUCACACAGCUUUUUCCGCAUGCAGAAACAAAUAGGCAAACUUAGUGUGGAUAUAGACCAACGAUCACCGGAUGAGGUUGUCAAUCUAUUGAAGGCACUGGAAGGGUGCAGGUUGGAUUGGCUCACAAUGUAUGGCACCAACCUGCAUGCACGGGUGGGAGAUGUUAGCCACAUCUCGUCAUCCCUUACAGUCUUGCAGCUCGAUGCAUGCAGGUUGGUAGAUGAUGACGUGAAGGACCUGAUCAGCAUCCUUCCUGCUGGGCAUGGUUUAGAAUCGCUUAGCCUUAGUGACAAUGCAUUCAGUUUGGAUGUAGUGAGGGCUCUCACUCAUCAUCUCCGAGGUCUCCCUAAGUUACAUUUGUUGUGGCUUUGUAACAUCAGCCUCCCUCCUGAGCUCGUCAGGCAAGUUGUCAGUCAAGACCUCCCUCACCUGAAGGAAAUAGAAGAAGGAGAAUUCGAAGCCUAAAUAUUCUCCCACCAAGUCAUAACUCUCACCUUGGUCCCUAUGAAUGCACCACGCUCACGAGCUGCAUUAAAUUGAAACAAGUAGCACGUAUCAUGGGUCAUUUUAUGUGAAGUCAAUGCUCUGCAACCUUCUCCCCCCCCCCCCCAAAGAAUCACUUAAAAAACAACAACAACAACAACAAUCAAUAACAACAACAACUUUAUUUUCAGAGGACAAUAAGGGGCUCGAUAAUGAAUGAAAAAGUCAACAAAACAGUUUCAAUACAAAUAGAUGUUUUCGGAAUCCUCUUACAUUAUGAAUACAAAUAUACCAAGCAUAGUUCUUCAUUCUACUGAACCUCCAUCCCCCAAAAAUUCAAUCCAUCAGUUAAUCAAUCAAUCAGUGUGAAAAGUCAAUCAACAAUUCCUGUACAAAAUGAUUCAUUGAAAUCUUCAAACAUAAUAGCACUGUACUAAGCAUUCUGGGUGUCACUUGAAAGUGAUAUUAAAUUGACCUUGUAUCUUGGGUGACCUCUGAGUACUAUUAUAAAUCUACAAUCUAAUCGUCAAUUAAACAGGAGAAUCCACCUCUCCUUUCCAUUUCUUUUGAGAAAAUUAUCUUGUAUCGCAUCAUCUUAGGUAAAAGAUGUGUGAGAUGUCUUCAACUUUUGUGACAAAGGCCUCCUACCCUGUUUAUCCGAUCAAUGUAGUAAUAUGGCAUUCAAACAACUAAUUUGACCACACGCAAAUGGCUGCAUGACACCCUUCCAUAGACCAGUGCUGUGCAAAAUUUAGUAUAGAGAAUAAUACUCCAAACCUCGGGUACUUUUGAAUUGUUUUGCGUUUGCCUUAUGUACAAAUUCGGAAAAUUCUCACAACUUCAUUCCUUUCAAACAGACUUUUCUUUUGAGUGUUUGUGCUUCAUUCUUUAUCAAAUAGUUUGUGUAAAUUAAUGUAAAUUACGCGUACAAUGGCAAAAAUUAUGAUUCCAGUUUGCUUACUUCUGUAUAGAUCUUUAACCUUUACUUUUUAUGUAAUAUACCUUUAAAGUGGUCCAGUUGUGUAAGGACAGUAUAACAUGGAUUUUGUUUACUAUUCAACUACAUGUGUAGGCCUAUGUCCAUAUUGAGAAUUACUAAACCAGUGUUCAUACUGUCAAACAAUUCAUGUAUAAUAUAUACAUGUAGAAUGUUGCAUUGCCAAAUGAUGCAUUUUUGUCAGAGGACAGUCAUGUUUGCUCAUUCAGGACCAAUCGUUGCAAUUGUUGUAUACGCGCACAUGUUUCUGUGUUUCUGAUUAUGUUGGAAUAGGUACAAGUCGAACAAUUUGCUUGUUUUUAUCAUUGCAAGCCUCUUCAAAGUAUUGGUCGACACUAGAUUUGUUUAUUCCAAGUAUGAUCAAUAUUCUGUACAAAAACUGACAUUUUUGUUUCUAACAGUUUUGAUUUUUUGCAGUUGCCUAGGUGAUAGCAGUGGUUUAUAACAUGCCCAAAUGCAACCGUUCAUUUUGGUGAUAGUAGUUCUGCAGGAGAGAAAAGGUAUACUUUGAAUCAACGUUUUGAUAUAUCGAAAUGUAAACUAAUGUAAAUAAUGUCUAACUGUUGUUGCUGGCAUGACAUAUGAAAGAAUAUUUUGAUUAAAAUGAGAUUUACACAUUGUAACUUCAAAGCCGAACUGAUUGCAAUUUUAAAUUAAUUUACACAUUUAAAGGGAUGGAUGGGAUCAUUUGUAAUUAUCCCAAUAGUAACCUACCGAAUUGUAGUAAAAAAGCUCACUUGGAUUAAAGAUCGCACUGGUACUAAACACCCUGUGAAAUUAUUCCAUCUGGCUUGCUGUCAUUAAGCAGAAAUCAAGAAAUGUAGGUGAUUUCCAAUGAUCAGUCAAUUGACUGGUGUUCGGAUAUAAAGGAGUUCUAUGGACAAAAUCGCUUUUAUUGAUGAAAAGUUUGUGCAUGGAUAUUUCACUCUUUUCUUGAAAAGUGUAAUAUCCAAAGCCUCAACAUUUUGAGUAUUCUUCUGUGGAACAGUGAUGAUAUCACAAUGUAUUGGAAACAAACAAAACACAUGAAAUACAAAUGUUCCUAUAUGCCUUUAAGCCAUGGUUUACAAACUACAUGUGAUUUUUAUCUUGUGAUCAUUAAUGUGCAACUCUGUAAGAUAAGGUCAUCACUCGGGUACGAACUCCAAGUCAAGAUAAUCUGCUGACUUCUGGAAAGUUUGGUUUCUGUUUCACGUUUACUAAAAUGGAGCGAAAUAAAACCUUCAUCCUUUAUGUAGAACAUUGUCAUAGUUCCUGACGCUUCUCCAACCAGUGACUGUGCUCCCGUUACACAAACACUGGUUAUUGAAAUGUCCUCAGUUACUGUGCCUCUGUUUUUCCCAAACGUUAUUUCGUUAUUAUCAAAUAGACAUUGAAAGUUGACCUGGAUCUUUUCGUGCAACUUAAGUUACAUGUUGUAAUAAAAAUAAACCGCAAAGGAGAACUGUCUCGGUGCAUCAUAAUACAUGUAUAACUUGAAAGUUGAACAAAGACAUUGACUGGAGCUGGUUUGACCUGGUGACCUCUGGAUUCCUGUUCCGAUACGGUAAUCUGGAAUGGUAAUACUGCUACAGUCAAUUUCCUUGUUUAAUUUUCAAAUAAAAAUUAAAAAUCUGAUAUUUGCACCGUUUGGCGGAAGUAAGUUGAUUUGGCUUUGAUAUGGUUAACUGUGAAAGAAAUUUUUGUUGAAAUUUGUGUGUUAUUUGUAUUAUUUGUUAUUGGUGCAGAAACAUUUCUGAUCUCUUCUUUUCCUUUGUUCCAGAAAUUUGGGGGAAAGUUUAAGACGUCAGGGAUUAUAUUUGACAUUGUGUACUUUGUAUGAUUAUUAUCGUGUAAUAAAUCAUUCCAUGCAAUGACUUAAGUCAAUCAA
This is a messenger RNA of Patiria miniata (bat star), 5308 nucleotides long. RefSeq lists its product as uncharacterized. The transcript has 9 exons. Lineage: Eukaryota; Metazoa; Echinodermata; Asteroidea; Valvatida; Asterinidae. Gene Ontology annotation, molecular function: protein binding. The record is from RefSeq and is a predicted model, not a curated record. Bases 438 to 2423 code for a protein of 661 amino acids.